AUGCGUGCGCUCUCCUCGUUGAGCGCAUCCACAUCGCGCGUUGCAACAAAAGCGCAAAGACGAAGAGGACAAAAUUCAACAAUAAUGAGAGCGACGACGAAUGAGAACGAUGAUGAUGGAGACGGAAAGAGAGGAAACAACAGAGAUGGAAGGACAGGAAAGAAGGGGAAGGACAUCUCGCCGCUGUCUGAGUUGCAAAGAUUAUCAGAGGAGCAACCGCGAGAGUGGACGGAAAGUUACAACAAAAUCACUUUGGACGAUGAGGAGGAGGAGGAAGGAAGAGCGAAAAACAAAACCGACGAAGACGAGGACGACGAGGAUGAACCAAAAACGAAAUUAUUGAGUGGGGAGUGGUUAGAGAAUGAAAAAACCAGCGAAGCGACGGCACUGGCGAACGAAGCAUUGGUCAUGUUUGCUGCUUCUUUCGUACUCGGUCCUUUACUCGAUCAUCAACACUCUCGCUUUGACGUCUUGCACUACGCGCAUCCGGUGUAUUUAGAUAUGAACAUCAUCCUAGCUCCCAUUCUUCACAAUCCGCUGUCCGAGCAGUUUAUUAGCGUAUUCUCGGGUCCUAUUGGAUUCUUCUUCGUCGGCGAGUCUGGAACGAUCGAAACGGAUUGGUGGGUAGGACCACUUUUUGGCGUAGCUGGCAUAAUUAUGGGCUUAGGGACGACGACGCUGGAUUCGAUAUUUCUUAGAAAUGGCGUAACUUACAGCCAAUACGAACGAAAGCUUUGA
Molecule: messenger RNA, 738 nt
Organism: Bathycoccus prasinos
Lineage: Eukaryota; Viridiplantae; Chlorophyta; Mamiellophyceae; Mamiellales; Bathycoccaceae
Exons: 2
Coding region: 1-738 (245 amino acids)
Source: RefSeq, a predicted model, not a curated record